This is a messenger RNA of Neurospora tetrasperma FGSC 2508, 3321 nucleotides long. RefSeq lists its product as uncharacterized. The transcript has 2 exons. Bases 583 to 3138 code for a protein of 851 amino acids. Lineage: Eukaryota; Fungi; Ascomycota; Sordariomycetes; Sordariales; Sordariaceae. The record is from RefSeq and is a predicted model, not a curated record.
UGACGACCAUGGAAUUGACCACUUUAUCGCCUUUUGGCCUGCUUCCCGAUAUGUUCAUUCCACCAUGAAACGCACACGUAUUCUGAGUGUGAGGCUGCGGAUUGACCGAAUCACCUCGCCGUCCUACGAACCAAAGCUGAUGUCGAGAGACUGAACACUUUGUCUGCCUUGUCUCCUCACCUCCUCUCUGUUUGGUACCAACAUCGAGAUAUUUCGCCCUUCCUUGCCUGUCAGAAGCCAGCGCAAUUCUGGUUGCUCAUUGAUGGCUGAUAGCCAGGUGCUCAGCUUGAUGCAAUUGGGUGUUGUGGCAGAGCCGUUCAAUGGGAAUACUUCGGUUCGACAUGGCAUUCGCGCUUGGUCAAAUGGGAAGCAUCCGCGUUUCAGCCCUCUGGAAAUCGGGCACUAAGAUAUUCAGCACCGCCGCAGCCCAACAGUUGGCUGACCAAAUGAGUAAAAUGCUAAGCCUUCGCUCACAACCCUACAUGUGAGCUGGUCGAGAUAUCAUGUAUCGCUACCAUCGAAUGCCCGUCCAGUCUCCAACAACCUGCUCGUCUCGCUCAUUCCGCUCGUCACGUCGUCCUUAUGGAUCCAUUAUCGUUCACGGCUAGCCUCAUUGCCGUAGUAGGCCUAGCAGGAGAAGUCGCAAAGACCUGCAAGAGCUACAUUGACGGCAUCAAGAACCAUCCGCGCGAAAUCCGAGUGAUCUUCAUCGAGCUAAACUCGCUCACUUCAGUAUUAGAAGGAUUGAAGAUAUUACGCGAAGACGACUUUGAAGACGCCCAGAUCAUCAGACAACUAAGAGGACAAAAUGGACCCAUCCAAGGGUGUCAAGAAACGAUUCGCAACUUACACGGUCUUCUCAAAUUGAACUCGACCUCUGGCACAGCUGCACCAGGAGGCAGUCGUUCUAGGCGCAAACGGUUGCAGGCGAGGCUGCCAACUCUCGAUGAACUCGCUUGGCCUUUCAGAAAAGACGAAGCAGUGGCCUUACUGAAGGCGAUCGCAACACACAAGCAGACCAUCGGUGCAGCUCUCACUGCAUCUGUAUUAUCCGAAGUUCAGUCGAUGAAAGCGAAGCUCAAUCGAGCGGAACAGGACAGACUGCAUGCCUGGCUCGUCCAAAUCAACCCUUCUUCAAAUCACAACACCGCAAACAGUCUCUAUGAGAAGAAAACCGGUGACUGGAUCUUCCGCUCCCAAGAGUGGAAGCUCUGGGUGAACAAACAGUCUAAGGAACGCUCCCUUUGGAUACACGGCAUCCCCGGGGCAGGGAAGACCAUCCUUGCCUCUCAUAUUAUCGAGCAACUCAUCAAGACCAAAUGCUCGGGCAGCGUGGCACUCGUCUACUAUUACUGCUAUCACGGCCACAACCGCGAUGAAACCUUUUCCUUCCUCCGAUGGCUCAUCAGCCAGCUCUGUCGGAAAACUGACACGGUCUCAAGCUUGACCUACGAUAUCUACCGAAGCGGCCAAGAUCCCGACAUAACCAAACUCCUCUCAGCGCUCCUUACGCAACUUGACAGUUUGGACACAGUAUAUGUCGCCGUCGAUGCUUUGGAUGAGAGUCAACAGCCACGAGAUAGAUUCCUCGACGUUCUCCGUAAACUGGCUACCGAUCAGCGAUUCCAGAAGAUUCAACUCUUGACCACUAGCCGUGAAUACGCCGACAUUGAGCGAGUCAUGGCUCCCAUCUCCCUUUCCGUGCUUACUUCACAUGAGGAAGUGGAAAAGGAUAUUCGGGUCUUUGUCGAAGGAAGCAUCAGUCGAAGUGACAGUUUCAAGCACUGGCCCGACGAUCUGAAGCUUGAGGUGAUUGAUGCACUUGCCAAGGGAGCAAAAGGCAUGUUUCGUUGGGCCGUCUGCCAGCUGGAUAUUCUUCGUCGUCUCAACUGCGCAACGCACGAAGACGUCAGGGAAACGAUCAAAACUCUCCCCAAGGACUUGGACGAAACCUACACGAGGAUCUUGAAUCUUAUUCAUUCAGAUGAUCUCGAACUUGUCCGAUUCACCAUCCAUUGGCUCAUCUACACGGAAAAUCUGAUCAACUACGAUGAACGUUUGUUGGAUGUUACCGAAGUCUUAAGCGCCUAUGCGUUGCAUAGUUCAGGAUCCUCAGAACGGGCCAACCAAAUCUCUAUUCGUUGUAAUCUCGACAGGCUUAAAGAUUGCUGUGGUUGCCUUGUUUCGUUUUCACAGGACAGCUACCGCAAGGCGCUUCGUUGCAAUCUCUCCCACUACACUAUCAAAGAAUUCCUGACUUCCGAUCGAUUCAAGCCAUCAGACCAGCUCAAGUGUCUCCAUCUUGCAACGAUGAAGACUUACCUACCCAAUGUCAUUCUCCGAAUGAACGUUGAGGGUCACGGAUGCGCGGCCGAAGGCUAUAUAAGUAUUCACAGUUAUGAGGGCUUAGCCCGACAAGUUGUGUCCGCUGAAGAAUUCUUGGAUUACCAGCUGGCAUUCCGUUUCUUCCUGAUUAAUGUGGCCCCAGACACCGACACAUAUUAUCUUGCCAGCGAUUCCCUACCCCUAGUCAUGUCGACUAUAUAUGAUGGAAUUGAGUGGGUUGGGGAUAGACCGUCAGACGAAAUCAUUGUUUUACUCCGUCUUUUGGUCGUGUCAGCCUUCCAUCUUUCUCGAUCUCUACUUGAAACUGUCGGCAGUCACCUUCUUUGCUCAUCCUUGGACUUGAUAUGGUAUGACUAUCACUUAUACGGCAACAAACAGCCAUUCAAGGGCAAUAUUGUCGAGUUUCUAGCUACCAUUUUCUUCACUUCACCCGCUACGUUGUUGUUUCUACUGGAAAACUACUAUGACGACUUUGCACAAUCUGUCGAUCUGAGUGGAAUAUUGCAAUCUUUUCAAACCGGCCGCAGAGAAAGCCUUGACUGGUUGAGAAAAUUUUUUCCAUCAAUCUGGAGCAACUUUGACAAGGAGGAGGAGGUCGCUGCGAAGGUAGUUCAGAAGCUUCAGAAUAUGGGCGCGGUUUCGAUAAAUGAGGAUCCAGAGUCAGACUUGGAACCAAACGCCGAGUCAACGACAGAACCGACAGUAGAAGCAGGCAUGGAGUCUCAUGAUCGGUCAAAGAGGUGGCUUGAUGUUGUUUUGAGAAAUGAGAGAAAAGAGGAAAUCGAGUCAUAAGGUGACAGUCACUCUCCUAUAGCGCGACAUACCAAGAGACUGGUCGAUAGGGCACACAAGAUUUGAACAGAAUAUACCCAUCAUCACAGCUCAGUAAUGUUUCUUCACUUCUCUACAUCCUGGUCAUCUCUUCCUAGCGGUACUUCAUCCGCCGAAGUUGGCUUUUUCUCGUCCGAACCGCCG